UCCCAAGAAAGUUCGCCUUUGAACAGUCACAAGUAGUUGUACCAGGUGAAUGGUAACCGAGGUCCUAGCUUGACCUCGGUCUGCCGACCAAGCUCUCAAGAUCGAAUAUCCGUUUGUAAACAAACAAUCGAUAACAAGAAGAAGGCCGACUUGGGGGUUUGCUAUCUGAUCUCACCAACUUCUAGCUUCCUAUCAGAGAAACGGCAGAUCUUAGAUACCGGAGAGUUGACGUAUAGUAUCCUUCCUGACCUUAAACGCAAUAAGAGAUCGAUAACGGAGACCAAUCGCGGCAUAAUGGCUCAAACCGACCUCCCUGUCGACACGCAAUGGGAGACUUUCAAGUUCAGGAUGGACAACUUCCUCCUGGCCCUGGAUAGCUAUACGGAAGUCAUGAAGGGCAAGCUUGCGGGUCUCUCCCGCCAACAUUCUGAAAAGAUGAAGGACUUUGACAUCAACAAAGCGGAGCUCGAGGACCUUAUCAAGGCGGAGAAGGAAAAAGAGACCAGGAUGUGUGCAGCACUCGAAUCGGAACGACUCGCUAUUGGGGAAAAGACGAAAGAGCUCGAAACUCUGACCACACAGCUCGCCAAGCAGAAAGACCAGAUUAUGCAGCUCGAAUCGAAUCAUCAGGGCGUGCUCCGAGAAAUCGCGAGCAUUAAAGAGACCAAGACCAAGCAAAGUCAGGUCUUGGAGGAGCAUUUGAACAAGGACGAGCGAGAUCUGGCUCGAAUAGUUGAGCUUCUAGGGUUAGAUGUACAGCAUGUCGGCAAUUAUUUUGUAUGCCAGUAUACGAAGAUCGAUCCUAACAACCCUGAAGAAGUAUAUUCAAUCGCUCUUGAAGAGGAGGGGGGCGGUAAAUUUAAGCCUUCUCACAUGAAGCCACAUCUGGAGGGGAUUAACCGCCUAGCUGCGAAAGCUCAGGAGGAACGGGGACACGAUCGAUCGAUGAUGCUCUGGUUCCUUAACCAAGUACGGUUGAUGUUCAAAUCGACUGUCCAGGAGGACGACCUGAACAGCAUGUUUGGCAGCUUGACGACCCGUCCAGCGAGUGCCAAGUCGACAUCAACAUCGACAGCAGAGAAGUGAAUGGGCUCUUCCGUUUCUGGCUGACUGGUCGUGUGACCGUGGACGACCAAGAGAUUUCCGUACGGGUGUAUGAUUAUGCAGAUCGGUUUGUAUCGCCACGAGCAGCGCUUGCUUUUUUGAUUUCGUUUGCCUUGUUGCAUCAUCAUUCCCUGCGACAUCGUCCCCUGAAUUUUGACGUGAU
Filobasidium floriforme is the source of this 1267-nucleotide messenger RNA. RefSeq lists its product as uncharacterized. The record is from RefSeq and is a predicted model, not a curated record. The coding region runs from base 295 to 1086 and encodes 263 amino acids. NCBI's taxonomy places the organism in Eukaryota, Fungi, Basidiomycota, Tremellomycetes, Filobasidiales, Filobasidiaceae. The transcript is spliced from 7 exons.